Messenger RNA from Cinclus cinclus, 4008 nucleotides. It is a transcript of the gene RPS6KC1, whose product is annotated as ribosomal protein S6 kinase C1. The record is from RefSeq and is a predicted model, not a curated record. The transcript has 16 exons. Gene Ontology annotation, molecular function: protein kinase activity; phosphatidylinositol binding; ATP binding. Gene Ontology annotation, biological process: protein phosphorylation. NCBI's taxonomy places the organism in Eukaryota, Metazoa, Chordata, Aves, Passeriformes, Cinclidae. The coding region runs from base 10 to 3243 and encodes 1077 amino acids. Gene Ontology annotation, cellular component: early endosome.
AGCAGCAGGAUGCUGAGCCCGCGGGAGCGAGGCGCCGACCUGGCCCGCUUCUACACCGUGACGGAGCCGCGCCGCCACCCCCGCGGCCACACCGUCUACAAGGUCACGGCCCGGAUUGUUUCAAGAAAAAAUCCAGAGGAUGUCCAGGAGAUAGUCGUUUGGAAGAGAUACAGUGACUUUAAGAAACUGCACAAAGAUCUUUGGCAAAUUCAUAAAAACCUAUGCAGACACACAGAGCUCUUUCCACCUUUUGCCAAAGCAAUAGUGUUUGGGCGAUUUGAUGAAACUGUGAUUGAAGAAAGAAGGCAAUGUGCUGAAGAUCUCUUGCAGUUUUCUGCCAAUAUCCCUGCUCUCUAUAACAGCAAACAGCUGGAAGAGUUUUUUAAGGGUGGAGAGGUGCAUGAUGGCUCAGAAUUGAUUGGUCCUGCUGAGCCUCUGUCUGACUCUCUGACUGACAACCUGUCUGACUGCAGCUCUGAAGUUCGAAAGGAUUUAAGUGGGCUUGAUGAUGUGACACUUACGAGCCAAUCGGAAUGUGGAGGCCUCUCCAGUGACAGCGACCUGAUCUCUCUGACAGUCGAUGUAGAUUCUCUUGCUGAGGUAGAUGAUGGAAUGGCAUCCAACCAAAGUUCUCCCAGUAGAGCUGCUGGCCUUUGUGUUACUUCUGAACCCCCAGUUCAAAGCACACUGGCCUCUGAGCAGGAGUGGAGCAAACCUGAAGGAGAAAAGGAAAGCCAUGGUUUGUUUACUGGAAGCUUAAAAUCCAAGCCAGGCAAACAAGAUUACUUGGAGAAAGCAGGCGAGUUAAUAAAACUGGCCUUGAAGAAGGAGGAGGAGGAAGAUUAUGAAACUGCCUUAAGCUUUUAUAGAAAGGGGGUUGAUCUGCUUUUGGAAGGUGUUCAAGGUGAAUCAAGUCCAACUCGUCGAGAAGCAGUGAAAAGGAAGACUGCAGAAUAUCUUAUGCGUGCUGAAAAAAUUUCCAGUCUCUACAAUAAAACCUCUGAAGAUGCAUCUGUUUCUGUGCCUCCAGGAUCACUAAGUUCAAGGCCCUCUUGGAACCUAAGGAGCCCUGCCGAGGAACUGAAGACCUUCAGAGUCCUUGGGGUGAUUGACAAGGUUUUGCUUGUAAUGGACACUAGAACACAGCAGACUUUUAUACUGAAGGGUCUAAGGAAAAGUAGUGAGUGCAGCAGGAGCAGAACGACCAUCAUCCCCCGCUGCGUGCCCAACAUGGUGUGUCUGCACAAGUACAUCAUCUCCGAGGAGUCUGUCUUCCUUGUACUGCAGCAUGCAGAAGGAGGGAAACUAUGGUCUUAUGUCAGUAAGUUCCUAAACAGAAGUCCUGAAGAGAGCUUUGAAAUUCCUGAAUCCAGAACAUCCAGCUCAACUAAAAUUUACCUGGAGCAACCAACACCUAGUCCUAAAGAAACUGGUAGCAGCACUGAUUCCAGAGAAAGCUAUGGGGAGAGCAUGCUGAAGGUGGUCCCACUGAGGAGCAGUCUGACACCAAGCUCUCAGGAUGACAGCAGCAACCAGGAAGAUGGUCAGGAGAGUUCCAAGUGGAUGGACUCGGCAUCCAGCUCAGAAGAAGAGUGCACCACGAGUUAUUUAACGUUGUGCAAUGAAUACGGACAGGAAAAAAUUGACUCUGGCUCCCUAAAUGAAGAACCAGUGGCUAAAGUAGAGGGUGAAGGGCUGCAUAGCAAAGAGAGGAGUUCCUUGCAGAAGUGCAGUGACAGCUUCACCUCCCAGAUUGCGCCUCAGGAACGAAAGCUGUUCAUCGAUGACGCCGAGUCGGAAAUAGCCAGCCCUACUAGGAUAUUGGACUCAUUAACGAGGUCUAAGAACAGCCCCAUGGAGCUCUUCAGGAUAGACAGCAAAGAUAGCACUAGUGAGCUCCUGGGGCUUGAGUUUGGAGAAAAAUUAUAUAACCUGAAAUCAGAGCCUUUAAAGCCAUUCUUUUCUGUCCCAGAUCAUGACAGAAGCUUGGAUGCCCUGGAGAGCAAAAUGGGUGUGAAAGCUCAUGACACUGUGAGCAGGGGUUCAAAUGACUCUGUGCCAGUUAUCUCCUUUAAGGAUGCUGCUUCUGAUGAUGUGAAUAGCAUUGAUGAAGGAAGGCCUGAUCUCCUCAUAAAUUUACCAGGCAUGUCAGAUGAAACAGAGGAACCAGCUGUGUCAAGGCCAACAAAGUUUACAAAAUCUGAUAGGGAUAUGUCAGAAGUAAAGUUGUUAGAAACACCCGAUGUCUUGCAAUUAAAUAAUUCUGCAGAGCUGUGCAAAGCAUUUGAUCAAGAGCCAAAUCAUGUGACACCAGAAGUGGGUGAUCCUGCCCACUGGGAAGCAGAUGAGCAAAGUGGUGUCGCUCAGGGAGCUCUUGGGACCCUCUUUACAUCUGACCAAGAGGUUGGUGCUUCAGAAGACGGGGCUCUGUUCCAAGAGCUUGGGGCCUGCUCCUUAAACAUGACGAGCAAAGAAGAAAGUUCAUGUGUUUCCAACCCGCUCUCAGGUGCUCAAGAGGUUAGCUUGGACACAGACGUGCUAAGGAAUGAAGGAGUGUCGCUGUUUUCCAAUCAAACUGAAGACAGCGGGAAAGAGAAGGCAGACUCAGCUUUGUCGCCAGCAGCUGAAAGUGGAAAGACUGCACCAAAGAAGGAAGACAAAACAGCAGGAGCAGGGCAGAAGGAAAUGCAUCAAAUUUUUCAGGACCUCGACAAAAGAUUAACUCUAACCUCCAGGUUUAAUAUCCCAGAGGAUUGCAUUCAAAGAUGGGCAGCUGAAAUGGUGGUAGCCCUUGAUGCUUUACAUAGAGAAGGAAUUGUGUGCCGCGAUUUGAACCCAAACAACAUCUUAUUGAAUGAUAGAGGACACAUUCAGCUAACGUAUUUUAGCAGGUGGAGGGAGGUUGAAGAUUCCUGUGACAACGAUGCCAUAGAGAGAAUGUACUGUGCCCCAGAGGUUGGUGCUAUCCUAGAAGAGACAGAAGCCUGUGACUGGUGGAGCCUGGGUGCCAUUCUUUUUGAACUCCUCACUGGGAAGUCUCUGGUUGAGUGCCAUCCAUCAGGAAUAAACACUCACACUUCUUUGAGUAUACCAGACCAUGUGUCAAAGGAGGCCAGAUCACUGAUUCAACAGCUUUUGCAGUUUAAUCCUGCGGAGCGUCUUGGUGCUGGCGUUGCUGGUGUUGAAGAUAUCAAAUCUCAUCCAUUUUUUGCCCUUAUAGAAUGGGCAGAUCUGCAGAGAUGAGAGACAUGUGCCCUCUGAAAAAACUCAGGUCAACUGGGCAAGUUUUUCUGGCACAGGAGCACCCUUACUCGCUUCCUUUGGAUGUCUCAGACCAUUUGGACGUAAUGGCUAAUGGAUGCUGGAGCAACGGAGCCAAAAGUGAAUACUUUUAACAGGAAUCACUGGUUGUACUGGGUGCUGGCUUAUAUUUUACCACAGCUGGUUGCUACAUGUGUGUGAGUCCUUUCAUCAAAGGAAGGUUUGUGAAGCAACUCCUGGGCAGCAUGUUUGGAGCUGCCAACUUGCCAGAUAAGCAGAGGCAGGAAUGUUCUGGUGCUUUGUCCAGUGAUGGAAGUGUCUAUGGACUAUGCCAGUUGAAACUAUUUUUUUAUUGUGUCAAUAGACCAUUUCUCUGUGCUAAGUGCAGCUCUUGGCAGGGAGGGGUAAGGAAGGAAAAAGCAAAUAAUUUAUUAAUGGUAUAUGCUAAAGAAAAUACUAAAUAAAAUACUAAAAUGCUUUAUGCAAAAGUUGACACGUUAAAAAUAAUAUAUCCAUUAAAAAUUAAGAAAGCUGUUGCAUAAUACUGUGGAAUGUGUCUUGAAAAUAGCAUAUCAUUUCCCAUUCUGGAAAGAGCAUAUAAAAGUCAAAUAAUGCUGUCAGAUGUUGUACUUUGGCUGGCAAUGUCUGUUUAAAACUCUUGACUCUGUUGUAUUUGAUGAGCUACAUGUUAAAAUCACUACAGAAAGGGAAAUCUUCCUCAGCUGGAUAAACACUGCUUUAGCACUC